AUGGAGAUAAUUUUUCAGUUGUCUGGAGAACCCCCCAAGUAUAAUAAAAAAGAGAUGUGUACUCUUGAACUCCACCACUUUGGUAUGUUGGAGAAUGGCGUGUAUAAGGGACGCAAAAAAAUUGGGAUAGAUCUUGGAUACAAAGUUGAUAUAACACAAAGGGUUACAAGCUUAAAAGUUUACUAUAAAGGGCUUGCAAAAAGUGGUCAGCAUGUUGUGAAUGAGGUUGUAAAUGAUAGUUGUAUUCCAGGGUUGGUUGGGAGCAUUUCAUCAGAUCAGGUAUUGGUGUUGUAUUACCAUGAUCCUACUCAUAACAAAGAGCUAGAGAGUGAAGAUAAAGGGCAACAACAGCACAGUGAAGAUGUUGGCAAUGAAGAUGAAUAUAAAGAGGAAGAGGAGGAUGUUAUUGUUGACAGUGAUUAUGAAAUAAGUGAAGAAGAAGAAAAUGGUAAUAAAGAGGCUGCAUCAAGAGCACAACCAAGGAACGAUGAAUAUGAAGAGGAAGAGGAGGAAGAGGAGGAUGUUAUUAUUGACAGUGAUUAUGAAAUAAGUAAAGAAGAGGAAUAUGGUAAUAAAGAGGCUGCAUCAAGAGCACAACCAAGGAACGAUGCACCAAAUGAUGAAUAUGCACAAUGUUUUGAAGAGAUGAAUGAAAUGCCUCUUAAUGAAGCUACAUGGGAGAUAUCAGAUGAUGAUUAA
This is a messenger RNA of Prunus armeniaca (apricot), 699 nucleotides long. NCBI's taxonomy places the organism in Eukaryota, Viridiplantae, Streptophyta, Magnoliopsida, Rosales, Rosaceae. The record is from the annotation of a GenBank genome assembly.